Messenger RNA from Oxyura jamaicensis (ruddy duck), 1706 nucleotides. RefSeq names its product colorectal cancer associated 2 (gene POU2AF3). Gene Ontology annotation, cellular component: cytoplasm. Gene Ontology annotation, molecular function: POU domain binding; DNA binding. Bases 111 to 833 code for a protein of 240 amino acids. The record is from RefSeq and is a predicted model, not a curated record. The transcript is spliced from 5 exons. NCBI's taxonomy places the organism in Eukaryota, Metazoa, Chordata, Aves, Anseriformes, Anatidae.
CGGAAACCGACCUGCCAGAGGCUUUGAGUAUUUCGGCAUGAGUGCGGCGAGUGAAAGUGAUUUUUCAGACUAGAUAAAUUCUUUGCCGUUUCCUGUAGUAAAAAUCCCUCAUGGUGAUAGGAAAGCCCAAGGUGUACCAAGGCGUGCGAGUAAAGAUAACAGUCAAGGAGUUACUGCAGCAGAGGAGGGCGCGACAAGCAGCCACCGGUGCGACAGUCUCGUGGGGCAGCAGCAGCAUCCAGUUCUCGGAGUCUGUGUCUCCUCCUCACCCAGCGCCUUUCGAUGCAGAACCCAUCUCUUCUGCUCCCAACUGCUGUCCAUCGUGGCAGUUUUCCAACUGCCCCUCCUGUGAGGAAAACCCGAGCUACUUGGAGCAGCUGGUAGACUCCUACCUUCAGACGGAGGCAACCUUAGAGCCAGCCCUCGGCGCUCUCCAGACGCCCUCGCACUACAUCUCGGACUCCUUCCAGCCUGUCCCGCUCUGCUUCAACCAGGGCCUGGCUGCCGGACCCCCGAGCUCGGCUGACCUGCCCAGCCCUCUCCCCUACAGCUGCUCUCCCCCUCAGCUGCCUCCCUUCGCCCCGCUGACCCACAGCCCACCCUCUGCCCUGGACACGGCGACCCACGGCUACCCGGCAGAGGAGUGGCCCUGCCACCCCCCGUCCCCGUUCGCUGCCCCUGCCUGCUGCUGCGCAGCCUGCGGCCCCCAGCACGCCGACACCAAGGGCCCGCAGUUCUUCCCCUGCCCCAGCACGGACUGCCUGGACUGCCUCCCGCCCGUGGCCGAUGACUUCUUCCGAUGGGACAGGAGCUGGGACGUCUGCUACAGCUAAUGGGAGCGGGGCCUCGCGCUUCUGCCCUCUCCGAACCAGAUUAAUUGCCCACGAACUCUGCAAAGUUGCACUGCCUCGCACGGUCCAAUUCAUCCGUCACUACUCACACAUCUUCCACACGGUGUUGCCACUACAUUAGUCCUCCUGUCUCCUGUGGGCAGGCACAGCUUUUUUAUGUUGUUUUCCUUGUUUUGUUUUUAGGUGCCUUACCAAACACGUGUCAUUAAGCCAGCUUUUUAGUACAAAUAAAUCAUUUGGUACUCACACUGAAGCCCGUUCGUUACUCACGUGCUUUUCUCUUCUGCUAAUGACAGAGGAUCCCGGCCCUGUCCUCACAAAGGUGAGGGUUUGACUUGAGGUCACUGAAGUCCUGCUGCCCCUGCCCAGCCCCGGGUCCCUCGGCACCCAGCCCGCUGCCCGCACACAGCUCUGAGAUUUCCCUUAGCUUCUGCGAUAAUUCCCGGGUGGUUCUUGCAGAGCUGGAAAAUUGAUGUUUCCCAGGCAAGCUCUGGGCUCAGCACAUGGGCCAUGAGUGGGAAAAGCCCCUCGGGUCCAUGCAGGGGUGGGAUCAAGCACCAGGCACCUUCGGCUGCUGCUCAGCACCGGCUUCCCUGGGAAAGCAGAGUUUGCUGAUAGCAGGUCUUCUCCUUUCACCACAGCCAGCUGAACAGGAGCUAGAUGAUUUAUUUUAAAGCGUAUAACGGGGAAGGUACCACAUCUGAGGGUUCCCUGUUUCCCUGCAUAACCCCAGACCUUCCCAAGGUUCUUUCUCUCACAUCCUUUCAGCGCCACUUAGGCAGAUUGAUGGUUUCCCAGCUGAGAACCCAGGCUGGAAAGAAAAAAGCGUUUUCCCAUAUUAAAUCCACACCAAAA